AUGUGGAAUAAAUUGUUCGUGGCUUCGUGCUUGAUUACUGUGGCAAGCGCACAGUGGUGGACAAAAUAUGAAGUCAAAGCUGCGGGCCGAGUGACUUGUGAUGGGAAACCGGUGGUCAACGCGACCGUUGUUCUCUGGGAGCAGGACAGUAAGUCCUAUUAUGACAAAUUUUUGUGUCUCCAGAAACUGUGUCACGAUGACACCCGUUUAAAAUGUGUCAGUCGUACAAACAGCGGCUGUAUAUAGGGUGCGGACGGGGUAUAUACCUGGGGUAUAUUCCCGGGUAUAUACCCAAGUACCCGAGAGGCCGUGAAUUUUCGGGUAUUUAUGGGUAUAUUCAAAGUGCUUUUGCAUUCAAAAAAUGUAAAGAGAGUCGAGUUUUGCCAUAAAAAAUCAAUAAAUGUUGACAUUUUGUCAUAAUUUGUUUUUUGGGGGCUUCGGUAGUUGAGCCCCCCACGAAAGGUAGUUCAAACCCCACUGUUUUGCCCGUUUCACACCCCACAUAAUGAACAAAUUAGAAUAAUACAAAAAAUGUAAGUGUGGGUUUGAUCUAAAACGUAUGGGGCUUGAUCUAAACCGUAGGGGGCUUCAUCUAAAACGUAGGGGGCUGUUGCUGGACCAUACAACUUGGAUUAAUUCUUUGAAAUAAAUUUUGGAUUUAGAAUGGACGAGGGGGGUUUGUACUGGGUCAUGGGGGGCUGUACUACCUUAGCCCCGUUUUUUGCCUCUCAAGACUUGGUUCUAAGGUUAAAAUUUACUUAAAAUUUACGGUUGGUAGUAUUCGCAAAAGUAUCCACAAAAAAAGCAUCGCUUCAAAACUUUUACAAAGCGCCAGCUGUAUGACGGAUUCUCUGGAUUUUUCAAGAUUUUUCCACGGCGAGAAGCUUUCCAGUGCCCAAAAUUCUUCUACUCGUUCUAGUAGUCCUAGCCAUAUACAAUCGCUGUCUAUACCACUGGCACAAGCCGGUGUCAUCUGACCCAUUUUCUUGACAAAAAAGUUUUUUGCAAAUCCCAGAAUGAUAAUUGCUCGGAAGAUUUUGCAUUUUUGCAUUUAAAGUGCAGAUAAGUCGGAAAAAGUGCAAAAAAAGGUGUUUUUGCGCGGUAACUCUAAAACUGUUAGAAAACAACGCAAAAAAUAUAUGUAUUAGGAAGUACUCAAAAUUCUCUACACGGUAGCAUCUUUUUUUUCUUCAGUAGUCAGCUAGAAAGUGCAUUUUCAUUGCAUUUAAAUUUGAAAUUUUCAUUUUUUCGAAUGUGAUUUUCUCGGGGGUUACAAAGUGCAUGGUGACAAUUUUUGUAUAAUUAGAAUGAGUAAUCUUCAUAGUAUCAAACACUUUUUCUAAUUUUGCAAUACCUGCCUUUGCUAGCCGGCAACACAAAGAAAUGCAUACCCUCUCUCGAUUUUUCACUUUUUUUCGACACCGAUCGGCGGCGAAAAAAGUUCGGAAUGCUGUGGGCCGCUGUUUAUACCAGUGACACGUUUUAUGAACAAAGAUUUACAAGUCCCGGAGACAUCCAUUUUAUCCGGCGGUCCUCUAUUUUCCUGUGUUUCAGUCGUUGAAGACAACCGUUUUCAAACGAGAUUCACGGACCAAAAUGGAAGAUACGAAGUCUAUGGCUACGACACGGAAUGGACGAAAAUCACUCCGUACCUGGUUGUGAAGCACAGCUGCGACGGUAGGCUUCGUUGAUCCUACUCUAAACUGAAUUCCAGGAAAGGAACAGGAGGUUAAGCAUUAUAUUCCCAAAACUUAUGUCUUCGCGGAGGGCUCCCCCAUUACCCCCUACCAAAAGGAUUUCAAUUUUAAUCGGACUGUCACCACACCUUCUAAGCAAAACUAG
Messenger RNA from Bursaphelenchus xylophilus (pine wood nematode), 1842 nucleotides. The record is from the annotation of a GenBank genome assembly. Lineage: Eukaryota; Metazoa; Nematoda; Chromadorea; Rhabditida; Aphelenchoididae.